Messenger RNA from Plectropomus leopardus (leopard coralgrouper), 4662 nucleotides. NCBI's taxonomy places the organism in Eukaryota, Metazoa, Chordata, Actinopteri, Perciformes, Serranidae. The record is from RefSeq and is a predicted model, not a curated record.
CUUGCUCUUCCUCCUUCAGUCGCGAUGCAUCACCCGCGAUGAAGCUGCAGUUUGGAGAUGUCCCUCGCGCUCACAGAGAGAGUCUGGAGUCUAGAUAGAAGAAGAAGAAGAAACCGCUGAUAUUUCCUGUCAACCUUUUUCCGUGUGUUUCGUUUUAAUUAGUCCUCGUGCUGACAGCGUCUUAGGGAAGACAGGAGGAUGAACAGCAUUAAACAGGUGCCGUCUCGGGUGAGAACCAGGCGGACUGAGGCCAACCUCGGAGCGGAGAGGGAGCAUUUUGACAAGCAGCAGCUGAGCAGCAUCAGCAAGGCCAUCAACUCCACUGAGACGCCUGUGAAGGAGAAACAUGCACGACGAAUCAUCCUGGGGACUCACAGGGAGAAGGGAGCCUACACCUUCUGGUCGUACGCUCUGGGCUUCCCGCUGGCCAGCAGCUCCAUCCUCAGCUGGAAGUUCUGCCACGUGCUGCACAAAGUCCUGCGGGACGGACACCGCAAUGUUCUACAAGACUGCAUGAGACAUCACAGUUCACUCGUUGAAAUUGGCAAACUAUGGAGUAACCUCCAUGACAGAUAUGGACAGCUGGUGGCUCUGUAUACCAAGCUGCUCUGCACAAAAAUGGAGUUUCAUGUGAAGCAUUCAGAAAUCCCACCGAGCUUGGAGGCCUCAGAUGAAGUUCUAGAGCGAACUGCAGGAACCGACAUUAAUAAUGUGUUCCAGCUCACAGUGGAGGUGUUUGAUUACUUAGACGCAGAGCUGAGGCUGGCGGAGACAGUGAUCCGACAGCUCAACACGUCCAUCGCCAUCUCCACCCUCACGUCAGGCCAGUGUCGGCUGGCUCCGCUCAUCCAAGUGAUCCAGGACUGCAGCCACCUGUACCACUUCACCGUCAAGCUGCUGUUCAAGCUGCAUGCCUGUCUCCCGGCUGACACCUUACAAGGACACCGUGAUCGUUUCCAUGACCAGUUCCACAGCCUUAAGACCUUUUUCAAUAAAGCCAGAGACAUGCUGUACUUCAAGAGACUGAUCCAGAUCCCCAAACUGCCUGAUUCCCCACCUAACUUCCUGCACGCGGCCUCACUGGCCAAGCACGUGAAGCCAGUGGUGGUCAUCCCUGAUGAGGACGAACCGGAACAACAAGAUGACGAUGAUGAUGACCCUGAGCCGCUCAUCGAGGUCAGCGACGUCUCAACGUCCAGCAUACAGUCACAGCCACAGCUGGACAUUUUUGAUCAGACGUUUGGACCUCCAAAUGGAGGCUUCGAUGACAGGGAUCUCCAGAUUGAGAGCCUGAAGCGUGACCUGGAGUUGUUGAGAGCAGAGCUGGAGAGAGUCAAAGCAGAGGCUCAGCGCUACAUCACACAGCUGAAGUCCCAAAUCAACAGCUUGGAGGCAGAACUGGAAGAACAGCGUGCACAGAAACAACGUGCUCUUGUGGAAAAUGAACAACUGCGUAUGGAGCUGGAGGCAACACGACGCCAAAACGCACAGCAUGAGAGCUUACAGACCGUCUUUGCUGAGGCAGAAAAAAGAGCGCAGGCCACUGAGCAGCGGUACAAUAAGCUGAAGGAGAAGCACACAGAGCUUGUGGCCAGCCAUGCUGAACUACUCCGAAAGAGUGCGGACACUGUGAAGAUGCUGUCAGCGACACAGCAGACCCAGGAGGAGGUGGAGAGGACCAAACAGCAGCUGUCGUUUGAAGUUGAUCGAAUUAAACAGGAAGCUGACAUGAAGCUGGAAGAGCAAAAGUUUGAAAUGGAGAGGCUGAAGAGAGAGCUAGACGAGAAGAUGGCAGAAAUUUUGCGCAUCAAGGGGACUCUGCAGAGUAGCGAGAAGACGUCGGAGCAGAUGAACAGCUCAAUGACGGCUAUGCAGGCAGAGAAAGAGCGUCUGAUGCGAUCUGUGAGUGAGAAGGAGGCGGAGCUGUCGUCUCUGCGGCAGUCUGCGCAGUUGCAGCAGUCGUCACUUCAGCAGGAGCGAGAGAGGAACAGCAGGGAGCUCGGAGAGCUGCAGGGCAAACUGCAGGAGAAGUCGAGUCAGGAGGAGCAGCUGAAGCAGAAGCUUCUGGAGGAGCAGUUUGCUCUGCUGCAGGGUACCGUCACUGAGGCUGAGAACAUCAUCCAGGAUGCUGUGGCUAAGCUGGAUGAUCCUCUUCAUAUACGCUGCACCAGCUCUCCAGAUUACCUCAUAAGUCGGGCGGAGGCCACACUGGGCUCUGUAGACAAAGUGAAAAAGGGCCAUGGCGAUUAUCUGAAUAACAUGGGGGAUGCUGGAGGUCUGCUGAGGGCGCUGACCCAGUUCUCCCACUUGGCUGCGGAUACAAUCAUCAAUGGCAGUGCCACUGCACACAUGGCACCCACUGACCACGCAGACCGAUUGACGGAGAACUGCAGAGGCUGUGCCACUGAGAGUCUGCAGUUCCUCAAGGACCUGAAGUCCAAGACCACCCUCCAGAGGGCAGACCCGGCCGCCGUUCGUGUCAUUGUUCAGAAGAUCCUGUACUUGGGCCAGGAGCUGCGGCCAAAGGGCAUGGAUGUUCGUCAGGAUGAGCUCGGAGAUAUGGUUGAUAAGGAAAUGGCUGCAACAUCAGCGGCUAUAGAAGAGGCAGUCCGCAGGAUUGAUGAAAUGAUGAAUCAGGCACGAAAGGACACAUCAGGAAUUAAACUGGAGGUCAAUGAAAGAAUCCUCAACAGCUGCACAGACCUUAUGAAGGCCAUCCGCAUGCUGAUCAUAGCAUCCACAGACUUGCAGAAGGAGAUUGUCGAGGGCGGGAGGGGUGCAGCCACCAUUAAGGAGUUCUACGCCAGAAACUCUCGCUGGACCGAGGGACUCAUCUCUGCUGCCAAGGCUGUGGGAUGGGGAGCCACUGAGAUGGUGGAGUCUGCAGAUAAGGUGGUGCUGCACACAGGCAAAUACGAAGAGCUGAUUGUCUGCUCCCACGAGAUCGCUGCCAGCACAGCACAGCUGGUCGCUGCCUCAAAGGUAAUUAUGAAAAUCUUUGAAAUACUUCAUUACGGUAGAAAUAUUCUACAUUGUGUCAUCUGGUCUCACUCAAGCGCUCUCCUCCGCUCUCAGGUUAAAGCCGACCGCAGCAGUAAGAGGCUGUCGGUUCUCCAACAGGCUUCUCGCCACGUGAAUGAAAUGGCAGCUAAUGUGGUCGCCUCAACAAGGACGGGCCAGGAGCACCUGGAGGACAAAGAAACCAUGGACUUCUCUGGGAUGUCCCUCAUCAAGUUGAAAAAAGAAGAAAUGGAGUCACAGGUGAAGGUGCUGGAAUUAGAGUCUCAGUUGGAGAACGAGCGUCUGCGUUUGGGUGAGCUGAGGAAGAAGCACUACGAUUUGGCCGGCGUUCCUGCAGGCGACGCUCCUGAGGGGAACGGCGAAACCUCCUCGCUGGUCAAUCCUGCCACCAUGUCACCAAAACCCAGCAAGCCUGCUCUCUUUAAGAAACCUGCAUUGGCCCAGAAACCUAACUUACCACCCAAAACCACGUUCAAGUAAUGCCUGGGCAGAAAAGAAAAAUGCCCCGCUCAUGGAUGGUUGGAUUGACCAUAGAUGUAUCCCUUUGUUGUGAACACACGGUUCCUUUAAGUUGCAUGCUGACAAUCCUCUGCCUCAUCCUGCAUCGUACUUUUUUUCCUUUCUUCCUGACUUGUUUUUGUUUUUUGCCAAAAUGGACCAGAAGCCUGAUUUUUUUUUUUUUACCCUUGAUGCCUAUAAGGAAUAUGCUGUCUUUACCCCCCCCUUUUUUUUUUUUUUUUUAAGAUACAUGCCAUCCAGGCAGAAUCCUUUUUAUUUUAGUAUUCGGCAUCAAGAACAAAAAAUAAUUCAUAUUUGACUUUUAGGUUGUGUGAAAAAAAUAUUUCUAUAUCACAAAAUUUUAGAUGAUUAAGUACUACUGCUGCUUUUAGAAUUCAGACUUGAUAAUGACCACAAAUCCGCAGCGUAUGUUGUAUUUCAAUAGUUUUGAUCAUGCUUCGGACAAAGUUUUUGCACACUAUUUUUGACAUACAUUACAGAGCACAUCACAUUUUCUUAAUGUACACUGUAUGCUAUUUAUGUUGUGGUGGGGGGUAAGGGAAUCUGGGGAAUCACAUUGUGUGCGUCCACGUUGCUGCAAAAGUUUUACAUACCUCUGGUUUUGCCUUCAUUGUGGACACUGUUCCUCUUAGGUGCAAAACAGCUUUCUGUCUCAACAGUACGAGAUUGUCUCAGAGGCCUUGGAAUGUACUAGACUAAUGCAUCAAAUCAUAACCUGUAAAGACGCAGAGUCUGUAAAGGAGUGCGUCACUCGCAGCAAGUAUAAUUUAUAUCUACACUCUUGAAUGUCCCUUUAUUAGAUGAGAACCUGCAUCUUCUGUUAAGGCAUAUAGAUAGACUUAAUGCUUGCACACACAUAUCAGAUGUAGGUGUCCUUAAUUAUCAAACGCUUCUCGCAGGGUUAGUUAGUUAUGUACAAUAUGAAGGUGUCUGAGUUCUCUUUGCCUCUGGGAGUUUUUCAUACAGGGUCUUAAAAUGCAUCUUUUUAUGUUCUGUCCUUUCCUCUGUACGAAAUGUCUUUAUACACUCAGAUCUAUUAAUAUAUUUUAGUAAAGAUAAUAGUGGUUUCUCCUUGUAAGAAGUGUAAAUGUCAAACAACUGAACAAUAAAUGUUUGAUUUAA